This is a messenger RNA of Spea bombifrons (plains spadefoot toad), 1700 nucleotides long. Its product is annotated as complement decay-accelerating factor-like. The coding region runs from base 123 to 1700 and encodes 525 amino acids. Gene Ontology annotation, biological process: negative regulation of complement activation, classical pathway. The transcript is spliced from 11 exons. The record is from RefSeq and is a predicted model, not a curated record. NCBI's taxonomy places the organism in Eukaryota, Metazoa, Chordata, Amphibia, Anura, Pelobatidae.
AGACAGGCAGAGACAGGCGGAGGGGCCAGACAUAACAGUGGGAGCGUCGGACACUGUUGGGAAACGGAAGACUUCGGUAUUAAACGCGGAUAGCGGUAGCUGCACCUCAGGAAGGCUCCAUAAUGGUUCCUCCUUUCUCGUAUAGUAUUGGUAGUCACAGUUUACUACUUUUCUUGGUCUUCUGUAUGCCCAUCACUGGUACCCAAGGUGAAUGUGGCCCUCCUCCAAAGAUGAAUCACACGGAACCAAUUACGGGAGAUUCCUUUCCUAUAGGACACACUGUGGUAUAUUCCUGCGAUAGGACUAGUGGUUACUAUGAGAUACCUGAAAACAGCAAAACUAUAACCUGUCUGGAUGAUUCCACAUGGUCACAAAUUUCUGAACUCUGCAUACGUGCUUGUGAGCCCCCACCUAGACUUCAAUAUGGGGAGCUACAACAGAUAUAUGUCCUUAUGAACAUCUUUCGCAGUGGUCUUAAAGUGUCUUAUAAGUGUAGACCUGGUUACACUCGUGUUCCUGGCACCUCAAGUUCUGUUACUUGCAUGGACGACUUUACAUGGUCUACUCCUGCAGAGUUCUGCAAGCUAAGGAGUUGUGGUAAUCCUGGAGACAUUGAUAAUGGAGAACUGGAGGCCACAGAUUUUUUGUUUGGCUCUAGAGUAACUUAUAGAUGUAAUGAAGGGUAUAGGAUGAUCUCAAGAAGGAACUAUAGAGAUUGUGAAGCAGAUGGAUCAUGGAGUAAUAUUGCUCCCCAAUGUGAAGCACAAAUUUGUACGCCCCCUGAACAACUUAUCAAUGGAAGCUUUAAUCCAUACAAAGAUGAGUACAGGUACCAGGAAGCUGUGACAUUUUCAUGCAACAAAGGUUUAACUCUUUUUGGUGAAUCUUCUAUAUUCUGUAGUGCUAACGGGACCUGGAGUUCUCCUACGCCUACCUGCAAAGUGGUAAGUUGCCAGGAUCCUUUGGUCCCUAGCUCGAUAAGGUUGUCUGGAUUCGUAGGACCAUACACACUGAAUUCUGCUGUGAGAUUUGAGUGUGUUGAGAAUUUGCUUAUGAAUGGAUCUGACUCUGUCGUAUGCAAUAUUCACAGUCAAUGGGAGCCUCCAUUACCCGAGUGCCUGAAUGGCUGCAGUUCACCUCCUGAUGUUAAGAGUGGGUCGCUUAAACCAGAUUAUGCGGCUCAGAACAUCUUCCGUAAAGAUGCAACAAUAGAAUACUCAUGCCUGCCUGGAUUUACUGCGGAGUCUGGAAUUACUAGGACCUGUAUGGGUCAACGCUCUUGGUCUGACCCUAGCUCAUCGUGUUCAGCAAUUACCUGCCCAAACAUUGGUGUAAUUGCUGGUGGAUCAUACAUGCCACAAAAGGACAAAUACGAGUAUCAGGACACUGUGACGUUCACGUGCAACCAUGGCUUCAAACGUUCUGGAGUGGAGUCUGCCCAGUGCACAAUUAAUGGAGUGUGGACAUCUAACUUUCCUGAGUGCAGAGCAAUAACUUGUACAUCACCUCCUAAUAUCACCGAUGGAUCGUAUGUACCACAAAAACAUACAUAUGAAUACCAUAACACAGUGGAGUACGCAUGCAACCCCGGACACAUACUGUUUGGAGAAAAGACUGUGCAGUGCGUAAAUGAUGGAACCUGGAGUCGUAAUCCCCCAAAGUGUAAAGGUGUGUAUCAUAAUUAUUUAUUGUUCGUAUAA